GUUAGCAGCACUUGGCACAUCCCUGGGGGGGGGGUGCUCACCAGCCUCCUCCUGGGAGAGAAGUUUAUGUUCUAAAAAGAGCAUCCCAGCAAUUCUCCUGUGCACACCUGAUUCCCCCCACUGCGCCACUUGUUGCCUCUUUCACAUCACGGAGGGUGACUGUUCCUUAGCACCAGCUCAUUAUGCUCAAACUGCACUUAUUAAUAGAAGGCACAGCAGGCUGGAGCCCCCUGCUGCACUACAAGUCCCAGCAUUUGCGCUGGCAGGGUUGGCUGCGACUUGUAGUCCUCCAGCAGUACAGGAAGACCUGUCAGAUGGCUUGAGGCGUAAAGCUGGGUCUCCCACAGCUGCAGCAGCCAGGGAGGGUGUGGUGUAGGAAGGGUGUGUGUGUGUGCUGCUGCCGCUGCUCUGCCUGUUCUGCAGGCCCAGAUCUGAGCCCUCCCUCUCUUACCAGCAGCAGCAGCAGGCUGGGACUCGGAUGUCUGGUGUUUGCGGAGUGAAGUUGAGUCACACAGGGGUGUGGUUACCCAGAUCUCCCUCUCUCUCUCCUUCCUUUCUCCUCUCCCUCUCUCUCUGUCAGGCUCUGGAGUGGCAGGAUUCCUCUUCACAACACCAGGUUGUGAGUAGCUGGGAAGAUGGAGGCCGUACUCUCACAGUGGGUGCAGCGAUACCAUGAUUUUAUGAAAGGAGCAGAUCCAAGAAUAGGUCAUUAUCCCCUCAUGCACGCUCCUUUCCUGCCCGUGUCCAUCCUCCUGGGUUAUGUCGUCUUUGUACUAUACGUGGGUCCUCGAAUCAUGGCCAGUCGGAAGGCCUUUGACCUCAAGCCAUUGAUGGUGGUAUACAAUUUCGGACUAGUGGCCCUUUCCGCGUACAUAGUUUAUGAGUUCCUCAUGUCGGGCUGGUUGACUGGUUACACUUGGAGAUGUGACCCAGUGGAUGUCUCUGAUUCACCAAUGGCCUUACGGAUGGUGCAAGUGGCUUGGCUCUUCUUAUUCUCUAAAUUUAUUGAACUGCUCGAUACAGUUUUCUUUGUGUUGAGGAAAAAGAACGGUCAGAUCACAUUUUUGCACAUCUUCCAUCACUCUGUUCUUCCCUUCAGCUGGUGGUGGGGAGUCAAAUUUGGCCCAGGUGGUAUGGGCUCUUUCCAUGCCAUGAUUAAUUCUCUGGUCCACGUCAUUAUGUAUUUCUACUACGGACUGUCCGCUGCCGGGCCGCAAUUCCAGAAGUAUCUGUGGUGGAAGAAGCACAUGACGGCCAUCCAGCUGAUCCAGUUCGUGUUGGUCUCCAUCCACAUUACUCAGUAUUACUUCAUGCCCAGUUGUGGCUAUCAGUUUCCCAUUUUCAUCCACCUCAUUUGGAUCUACGGCACAGUCUUCUUCAUCCUGUUUUCCAAUUUCUGGUACCAGGCAUACACCAAAGGAAGACGCCUCCCUAAGGCCAGCGCCGUAUCCAACGGAGCAGUGCAUCAGAACGGCAAGGCCAAGAACGGCAAAGCAAAGGCAAACUAGGCCCGCACAAGACCAGGCGCAUGUGAUGUCCCAAAAUUUCCGCACAAAGUGUAGCGUGCGCAAAUGUGGGAAGAUGUCACUUUUUUUUUUUUUUUUUUCCUAAGCCGGGAAACCCAGCUGUUUAAUGGCCAGUAAAAACUGCCAAACUGGUUUCCGACUAAAUCUGGGGCUUACACCAGCCAAAAUUCAAGUGCCUAAAAAGACUUUCUAUGAAGCGAGUGUGUCUGAAUCCUAUGUCCCUCCUGCUGCUCUUGCACACACCCCCCCCCACCCCCCCCACCCAGCAUCUAGCCGCUCCAGAGUGUGUGAAGAGGCCGACUCACUCCAACCAUUCUCCGUGUUUUCUUUACUGUACUGGUACCGCAACAGUCGCCAAGAAUCCGGAUUCCAUUGCAUCACAUUCCAGUAGAUCUCCUUUUCACCUGGAGAACAGGCUGGGAGCUUACUCCUCCCAACUCCAGCCCCCACCCAGUCUGGCUGUUCAUUUUUUUUUUACACUGGGAUUUUGCUGGACACAGUCAAUGAGAUCUGUGCCCGGGUUGUAAAAGGUGCAGGAAUUCUGAAAUACUUGAAUACUGGGACGUGUAUAUUUUUUUUUUUUUUUUUUCCCUGUUUGUUUUUUGUCUUUACCUCUAGGUCAUUUUUGUGUGAAGGAGACAGCAGUAUUUGUGUGUUCGAUUGUUUAAGGCUGACUUUAAUUUGCCUUUGUAGGAGGGGGCUAUUGUCGACUCUUUCGCUCACAUAUUUCAAAACUUAUUUGUUCCUUACACUUCAUUCACCCCCAUGUCCCGUCCAUACCAUGCUCACCUAUUUUUUUUUUUUUCCAUGUGCCACUGAUUAUAUACCACUGUAAAAAUGUGUACCUGCUGCUUCAGGGGACUCCUAACAAAGAUCUCUUUAGCAGCGGAGGCAAUCACUUCAUAUGUGGAAAAUACAUCCAGCAUUGGGAGCUCUAGUCAUGAGCAUAUAUUGUUGGUGGCCAGGACGGCAAAAGCUGUUGCUGAGUUGGGGUCUCCUCAUAACUUAUCCGCACGUCUGCCAGAAUAUUUAUCAGUUUUGUGUAAUACUAUUAAUAAAAGACUUAAUGCACAUUGGUAAUUCCAAAGCAAGCUGUUGUAGAGAAUACUGUACGUUAGACUUAUUAGUAGAGGCAGUGUGCGGUAUGGGGAGUGCACUCUGUGCGGUAUGGGGAGUGCACUCUGUGCGGUAUGGGGAGUGCACUCUGUGCGGUAUGGGGAGUGCACUCUGUGUGGUAUGGGGAGUGCAUUGUACAGUAUGGGGAGUGCACUCUGUGUGGUAUGGGGAGUGCAUUGUACAGUAUGGGGAGUGCACUGGGCCCUUUGGUUACUCUCUCUGCCCUACAUAUUAUCAGUACGGUUUACAUAAGACAGUGAAAAACGUUUGCUGUUCAUGCAUAACUGUUGAAUAGCUGUCAGUCAACUUAAAUAGCUAUUAUUACCACAGUAAAUUUAUACCUGUUCACUAAAACCUGUGUGUGGCGGUAGCUGUUAUUUUUUGGGCCAAAUCAAUCUUUCUCGAUUCACUAGGAACCUCACUGAAGUACCUGACGCCUCAAGUGAUUUUAUUAGUGAAUUGUUACCCCAUCAAAAUGGCACCCCACGCACUGUGUAGGUGACUAGUAGAAUUCAAUUUAAAGUGGAAAGCUUUUUUAUAUUUGUAAAAGUGCUUUAUUUGUAGUCUGUAACUUGGAGACUUCCUAUUGCCUGUGAAUAUUUCACAGCUUCUUGCACUGACUAACUUAUGGGUCAGGGAACUCGUGCCUGGCCCUACACCACUCUUUGUGAGGGGUAGUGAAUUAAAGUUAUUUCCUCGGAGAUGAGUGGCAGUUUUGUAUUACAGUACAAACUCCCUUUCAUACAGUUGCUCUGACUUUUAAAGGUUCAUGCAGCUUCCAUCUGGAGGAAGCAGAGUAACAACUUUGCUUUACGGCAAAUUAUCUUAAGUUACUGUCUCCUGACAACUGUAAAUGUGUUUAGCACGUUAUCUGUUCUGUCUUCAUUUCUUGUUCCGCUUUUCAUGACGUGUAUAUUGUGUAUCCAGCUCAAUACAGCUAACCCGCCAUGGCGCAUGAGCGUUUGAUUCUCAAGGAAAGACUAGAUUAAUGGAUCACCUCUGUCCAGUAGAGGCAGCCAUUUUGUGGAAAGUAGUCAUUCAUCUUCUAGGAAUCGGUGACCAACACUGUUCCGUCAUACCUCAGUGAUGUCAUCAGUUCCAAAAUGGCUUCCUGCAUUGUAUUUAGACAAUAAGCAUGCAUUAUUGCCCUCAUGGAAGGCUGAGGUAACUGACUUGGCAUAGUUCCUUUGAUCUGUAUGUCUGUGCUAAUGAACAGGGAGAAUGGGGGGUCUCUAAUUGAAAAGGAUAGUUAGCUGUCCUCAUGAGGUGACCAUUUUAUGGCCUUAACCAAUACGCUGAUUUUUAAUUUACUAGGAAUAUCUAUGUGGCAUUUAUAACAUAGAAGCGGCAUUCUCCGGUAUUGCUUCCUCUAUGAUGUAGGUGACUAUAAGGGUAUAGUCCAUAUAUAAUACAUUUAAAGUUUGGUUAAUAACUGAAGUAUGUUGUCUACAUGCAGGCAGAGGGGUCCACUCUAAAACUAAUCGGAUGACUGUUACCCACUUUAUCUAUAGUCAGGAAAUCUGUUAGUCUAGGAACAGAAUUAUAAAUAAAAUACACUUCAGAGAGCUAAAUAUAUAACUCUUCUUCCGUAUUCCUAAAUCAGCAAUAUCUGGACCAUCUGUGGGUCUGUCUGUGAAUAUGUAUGUAUGUUCCCUUGUGUUAAUUUAUAUUAAUUUUUAGUUCUAGUAGAGGGUAUGAAAGGCAUGAACUGCCUCUGGCGGGGUAGUGACUGUCGAGCUCUACAGUUUAUGCUUUAUGUCAACCUGUGGCUAUACAGCAUGUCCUUUCUAGUUCCAGAUGGAGAGACGGGUUGUCUAAGCUUGGUUUAUCUGACUGCAAUAACUGUGUCCUCCCCAACUUCAUGACAUUCCCUUACAGCUUUAUAUGGAGAAGUAAUUCUCAUACUUGUGCCUUAAAUGCUUCACUGUCUUUUAUUCCAUUCCUAAAAUGUAUCCCGAAUCACCUUGUAUGUCUUAUUAAAACAUCUGCCACUCGUA
Messenger RNA from Pseudophryne corroboree (corroboree frog), 4639 nucleotides. RefSeq names its product ELOVL fatty acid elongase 1 (gene ELOVL1). The transcript is spliced from 8 exons. Gene Ontology annotation, cellular component: endoplasmic reticulum membrane; endoplasmic reticulum. Lineage: Eukaryota; Metazoa; Chordata; Amphibia; Anura; Myobatrachidae. Gene Ontology annotation, biological process: fatty acid elongation, saturated fatty acid; fatty acid elongation, polyunsaturated fatty acid; very long-chain fatty acid biosynthetic process. Bases 636 to 1508 code for a protein of 290 amino acids. Gene Ontology annotation, molecular function: fatty acid elongase activity. The record is from RefSeq and is a predicted model, not a curated record.